Messenger RNA from Herpailurus yagouaroundi (jaguarundi), 6674 nucleotides. RefSeq names its product C-type lectin domain containing 16A (gene CLEC16A). Gene Ontology annotation, biological process: endosomal transport; vacuolar transport; regulation of autophagosome maturation. The record is from RefSeq and is a predicted model, not a curated record. Gene Ontology annotation, cellular component: Golgi apparatus; late endosome. Bases 168 to 3317 code for a protein of 1049 amino acids. Lineage: Eukaryota; Metazoa; Chordata; Mammalia; Carnivora; Felidae. The transcript is spliced from 26 exons.
CCGGCUGAAUGUCAGUGCGGAGCUGUGGGCCGGGGAGGAAGGUGGUUGGCGGUCCCUCUACCACCUCCGCCGCUGCCUCCUCCGCUUGUGCUGCCGCUGCGGGCGCUCGGUCGCUCGGCCGCUCGGGCAUGAGGCCGUGAGGCGGGCAACGGGUCGGGGCCGCCGACAUGUUUGGCCGCUCGCGGAGCUGGGUGGGCGGGGGCCACGGCAAGUCUUCCCGCAACAUCCACUCCUUGGACCACCUCAAGUAUCUGUACCACGUUUUGACCAAAAACACCACAGUCACAGAACAGAACCGGAACCUGCUAGUGGAGACCAUCCGUUCCAUCACCGAGAUCCUAAUUUGGGGAGAUCAAAAUGACAGCUCUGUAUUUGACUUCUUCUUGGAGAAGAACAUGUUUGUUUUCUUCUUGAACAUCCUGCGGCAGAAAUCAGGCCGCUACGUGUGCGUUCAGCUGCUGCAGACCUUGAACAUCCUCUUUGAGAAUAUCAGUCACGAGACCUCACUCUAUUAUUUGCUCUCUAAUAACUAUGUAAAUUCUAUCAUUGUCCAUAAGUUUGACUUUUCCGAUGAGGAGAUUAUGGCAUAUUAUAUAUCAUUCCUGAAAACACUUUCGUUAAAACUCAACAACCACACCGUCCAUUUCUUUUACAACGAGCACACUAACGACUUUGCCCUGUACACAGAAGCCAUCAAAUUUUUCAACCACCCCGAAAGCAUGGUUAGAAUUGCUGUAAGAACCAUAACUUUGAAUGUCUACAAAGUGUCAUUGGAUAACCAGGCCAUGCUGCACUAUAUCCGAGAUAAAACUGCUGUUCCUUACUUCUCCAAUUUGGUCUGGUUCAUCGGGAGCCACGUGAUCGAACUCGAUAACUGUGUGCAGACCGACGAGGAGCACCGGAAUCGGGGGAAACUGAGCGACCUGGUGGCCGAGCACCUGGACCACCUGCACUAUCUCAAUGACAUCCUGAUCAUCAACUGUGAGUUCCUCAAUGAUGUGCUCACGGACCACCUGCUGAACAGGCUCUUCGUGCCCCUCUAUGUGUACUCACUGGAGAACCAGGACAAGGGAGGAGAACGCCCGAAAAUCAGCCUGCCGGUUUCUCUCUAUCUCCUGUCGCAGGUCUUCCUAAUUAUACAUCACGCACCCCUGGUGAACUCACUAGCGGAAGUCAUUCUGAACGGUGAUCUGUCUGAGAUGUACGCUAAGAGCGAACAGGAUGUUCAGCGAAGUUGCGCCAAGCCCAGCAUUCGGUGCUUCAUUAAACCCACCGAGACGCUAGAGCGGUCCCUUGAGAUGAAUAAGCACAAGGGCAAGAGGCGGGUGCAAAAGAGACCCAACUACAAAAACGUUGGGGAGGAAGAAGAUGAGGAGAAGGGGCCCGUCGAGGACGCCCAGGAAGACGCCGAGAAGGCUAAAGGUACUGAGGGUGGUUCAAAAGGCACCAAGACGAGUGGGGACAGUGAAGAGAUAGAGAUGGUGAUCAUGGAGCGCAGCAAGCUCCCGGAGCUGGCGGCCAGCAUGUCCGUGCAGGAACAGAACACCACGGACGAGGAGAAGAGCGCCGCCACGGGCUUGGAGAGCGUGCAGUGGAGCAGACCCUUCCUCGAUAUGGUGUACCACGCCCUGGACAGCCCGGACGACGACUACCACGCACUGUUUGUGCUCUGCCUCCUCUAUGCCAUGUCUCAUAACAAAGGCAUGGAUCCUGAAAAACUAGAGCAAAUCCAGCUCCCGGUGCCCAGUGCGGCCGACAAGACCACCUACAACCAUCUCCUGGCCGAAAGACUCAUCAGGAUCAUGAACAACGCUGCCCAGCCAGAUGGGAAGAUCCGGUUGGCGACGCUGGAGCUGAGCUGCCUGCUCCUAAAGCAGCAAGUCGUGGCCAGCGCGGGCUGCAUCAUGAAGGACGUGCACCUGGCCUGCCUGGAGGGCGCCAGAGAAGAAAGCGUUCACUUGGUACGGCAUUUUUAUAAGGGAGAAGAAAUUUUUUUGGACAUGUUUGAAGACGAGUACAGGAGCAUGACAAUGAAGCCCAUGAACGUGGAGUACCUCAUGAUGGACGCCUCUAUCCUGCUGCCCCCGACGGGCACGCCGCUGACCGGCAUCGACUUCGUGAAGCGGCUGCCGUGCGGCGACGUGGAGAAGACGCGGCGGGCCAUCCGGGUGUUCUUCAUGCUCCGUUCCCUGUCACUGCAGCUGCGAGGGGAGCCACAAACCCAGAUACCUCUCACUUUGAAUGUGAAACGGUCUGAGCUUCUCCUUGAAGAGCCAGAAGUGUGGAGCCUCAACAACAGUGACCUGAUCGCGUGCACCGUGAUCACCAAGGAUGGUGGGAUGGUCCAGCGAUUCCUGGCUGUCGAUAUUUACCAGAUGAGCUUAGUGGAACCUGAUGUGUCCAGGCUUGGCUGGGGAGUGGUCAAGUUCGCAGGCCUGCUGCAGGACAUGCAGGUGACCGGCGUGGAGGACGACAGCCGCGCCCUGAACAUCACCAUCCACAAGCCUGCGUCCAGCCCCCACUCCAAGCCCUUCCCCAUCCUCCAGGCCACCUUCGUCUUCUCGGACCACAUCCGCUGCAUCAUCGCCAAGCAGCGCCUGGCCAAGGGCCGCAUCCAGGCGAGGCGCAUGAAGAUGCAGAGAAUAGCCGCCCUCCUGGACCUCCCGAUCCAGCCGACGACCGACGUCCUGGGGUUUAGACUCGGCUCCUCUUCCUCCCAGCACCUGCCUUUCCGCUUCUACGACCAGUGCCGCCGGGGCAGCAGCGACCCCACCGUGCAGCGCUCCGUGUUCGCAUCCGUGGACAAGGUGCCAGGCUUUGCCGUGGCCCAGUGCAUAAACCAGCACAGCUCGCCGUCCCUGUCCUCGCCACCGCCGUCUGCCAGCGGGAGCCCCAGCGGCAGCGGGAGCACCAGCCACUGUGACUCUGGAGGCGCCAGCUUGUCGUCCACCCCUUCCGCCAUCCAGAGCCCGGCAGACGACCCCGUCACUACGGAACAGCCUCAGCCUAAACUCCCCAGCCAGCUGGUGAUCGUCAGCGAAACAGAAGCAGACGCCCGGCCCGGCAAGAGCCUGGCGAGGAGCACAGACGUGGAGACAGCCAACCUGUCCCCCAGCCUCAUCCCCGCCCGGCAGCCCACCAUCUCCCUGCUCUGUGAGGACACUGCCGACACACUGAGCGUGGAGUCGCUGACCCUUGUCCCUCCUGUCGACUCCCACAGCCUCCGCACCCUCCCCGGCAUCCCCCCGCCACCUGUGACACCCGCAGCGGGCACGGCGACGCCAGGCGAGGAGCCAGCGGGCCCCGCUGAGCACUGAGCGGGCGCCUAGUGGCCUCCCCGUGUGUGUGUGUGUGUGUGUGUGUGUGUGUGUGUGUGUGUGUGGCCCCGCCGGUAGGGACCCAGUACUGCUGACCCAGAGACACAUCAGGAGCACCCCGGUCCCCGCGGCCCCGGAACCAUCUCUGCACCCAUUCCUGUGCUCCUUUGCUUCAUUUUGAAUUCCUGUUUCACUUUGCGCCUCUUGGGAGAGCAGGCUGGACCCGGUGGAGACACCCCAGUGAACCCAGGGGACGGGAGGAGGUUGGCCUCCCGGUCUCUGAACCUGGUGACCCCGGGGUGGCAGGACCCCCGCACCCUCUCGUCAUCAGCCAGCCGCUCCGGUCUGGAAGCUCCUUGGCCACCAUGCCCAGUGUGCACAGAAGAAGCGAACCAAGUCACUUUGGGUAGGAAUUUGUAGAGAAACAAACUUGGAUAAGCAUCUCCUUUGGAUAUUUAUUUCCGCUUUCGGCAGCAGAUGAAAAGCAUUUAUUUAAAAAGCGUGUAUUUAAAAAAAAAAAAAAAGUCCAAAAAAAAAAAAAAUCCUCAACCCUGAGGUUUGGCGUCAUGUUAGACAUGUGAUGUUACUGUUAAGAUUUCAUUUUUGUCUUCCCUUGAACUUCCCAGCGUUUUGUUCUAAAGUUCUCAGUCUGGCUUUCUCCGUUUUCUUAUUUCUCUAUGACUCGCUAACUCCGCAAGCCUGUGGAAUGAUUCAAGGACCUUCCUGGAAAGUUUAGAUUAUUUUUUCAACAACAGUAAAGGAGACCCCCACGUAUUCUCAGGUACACAUGGAGCUGAGAGGGCCAGAGGUUUCUCAGGCGUGGUAGCCACGGGGCCUUGCGUUUCCUGAAACGCCUGCCCGGGAAAGGGGCCGCUGCGGCCAGCUUCCCACUCAGGACCCAUCCUUCGUCUCUCCGCACCGAAACCAGUCAGGGCUGCUGCCCAGCUCCACCUUCAGAUCUUGCCGUCUCUCUCUGUCUAGAAAGAACCGCUUGGGACCGUGCAGACUCCGGCCGUGUGGCCGGGAUGGAAAGGAAAGGCCACGGAAGCUGUCCUGUGCGUGGCCCGUGUCCCCACCAUGUGUGUUCGCCCAGGCGGGAGUGUGGGGAGACGCCCGCUGCGGGGUCACGCCCCAGUUCUAGAAGCUGUCCAGGGAACUCCGGUCCACCGCCCUUCCUCCCGGCUGCCACUGCAGAAACAAAAGCUUAUUUUUAAAGAGGAACCCCGCCCCCCACGCCCACCCAGUGGCUUCUCCAUUUGAGCUGGACGCGUGCAGGCCGGUUCCCCGACGUAUCUGAGAAAGCGCCUACUUGGACAGGUGCAGCCAUGCAACCCUCACCUCUCUCCGGUCAGCGCUGAGACCCUCCAGACUCUCCUCCUCUGUGCCCCGGGAGUCCCAGCACACAUGGGCCCGGGUGUCGGGCGGCCUCAGGAGGCGCUCUGAGCCCUCACAGUCUACCUAUUCAAGGACCGCGGGUCUCCCUGGCUUCCCUCAUCCUGCUGGUGUAGAAGGGCCUGCCGAAGCCAGGUGUCCUCCUCCUGAAAGAAACAUGGUGGUCCCGCAGAGGAGGGGCACGGUGCCCGUGGGGACGGGGCUCUCCAUCAUCAGAAGCCCUCUGGGUGGGUGUGCCCACCCCGCUUCAACAGGGAAGAGACCCAGCUCGGAAAAGGAGGCCAUUCAGACAGAAGUUCCGGGGGCCCCAGGAGGAGGGACAAGCCGUGACCCAUCAGCAGGGCCCCCCCUCCCCCCACCCAGGAAGGAAAGGCAGAAGGGAUGGAAGGGGCCGGGGAGGAGAAAGGGCGUGUCAGCAGUUCUGUGUUCUAUGUGAUUUUUUGCUGGGACGUAAGAGCAGGCUGGCUCCCUGGUUUGGCAGGGGCUGUGGGGCAGUAGUAGAAGGCGAAUAACUUCCCAGCCCGGGGGCGUUAUUGGGAAGAACAAGCCCAUGCAGGUCCCCCGCCCCCUGCCCUGGGACCGCCAGCCUGCCACCAGAAAUCCCAUGGCUCCAAGUGGCUUUGUGGCCACCGAGCCCUGGAGAAGAGAUGGGAGCACAGCAUGUCUCGGGGGCCCUGCGGCAGCAUUGCCGGGGCCGGGAGACGGGAACACAGCCCAGCCUCCAGCAGCAGCUGAGCAAGCGUGUCCAUCGCCAAGGGCAGGCCUCUCCCAAAGGCGGGCUUGCGGUGUGGGUCCUGCGACCUCGGUGGGACACCUGUAGGUGUGGGGUGGGGACUUCCUUUAAGCAGGGGCUCCCAGGCACCUUGCUGGUGAGGGGGGCGGCAUACAGCUUUGUGCGAGGAGGUCCGGGGUCCAGAGGAGGUUGGCUCUGAUGAAGGACCAUCAGAGGGCUGGGUCUUGACCAUCGUGGCGGCAUUGGGCGUGGCCGCGUCUUCAGGAGCACCCCGCAAGCCUAAGAGCGGGGUGCUCCCAGGCAGGCCAGCCCAGGCAGAGGGCACUUGGACCCCAGGGUCGGGCAGAGGGAGGCAGAGCGGGGAAUCCUGGCAGAGCAGGAAUGGGGACCACAAACCUUCUGGACUCCUCGGCAAGCCCACCCAGCCUACAAUCUCCGUGUCCCUACAGAGAGAGGGGCCAGGCCCACCUGCCUCAAGUCCAUUGGGCCCAGUGAGUUUGCCAAGCCAGGGGCAGGGCUCGCCGCCUAAACCCCCAAACCUCAGCUGUGAAAGUUGCUGUGGAGGGAAGCAUACGUCCUUCGAGCUUAAGGGCCCGAGCGAGCCAGGGCACCUCUCCCUGAGGGUCGGAUGGGGUGAGGCCAGGGGCUCCCCAGGACCAGCCCCAAAGCCACAACAGGAAUGCGGGGCAGAUGAGGGGCCGGGACGCGGCCUGCCUCACUGCAGGCCUUUGCUCCCUUCUCCCUCUGGCCUGUCUGCCCCCCCCCCACCCCGCCCCACUCUCUGCAGAGGGCAGCCCCCCACCCAAACACCUGAAUUAGCAAGGCCCCCCCCAGGCGGGAGUGAAGGGACAGCCCUCGUUAAAGACAUACACUAGAUUUCCCUAAAGUCUCACGACGCACUGUUAGAAAUAAAGGCACGGGGUGAACGGAUUCUCAUCUUUUCUAGAUGCAAUAAAUAAGAAAUAUUUAAUGUAGUCAUGUUGACAUUGGGCAUAAACUAUCGGGGUUCCUUAUGUUCCUCUGAGGUGAAAAUAUGUAAAUAAUUCUCGGCCCAAGGCGGAGCAGGGGUUGAGAAACCUCCCGCUUCUGGGCCAAGGGACCGUUCCAGGGAAGAACCUGCUGUCGCCAGCGUGACUCAUGCUUUGUGGGCUCCCAACACGAGGGUGGAAAUGAAAACUGGAACUUCCUGGUAAAUUUGAACUUGGCAAUAAAACAGCAAAAGUUACCAAGAA